UUUUUUUCUUUUUCUCUUCUUUUUGGGAAUAAACUUUCUUUGCAAUUGAGCUAUUUUGUGAAAAGCGCUUGGUCACUGUUUCAUGUUUAAAAAUUCUCCUACUGGCCAAAGGGAUGGCCUGAGCGGUGAACACAAGGUUAAUGGGGUUGCCUUAAAAGAAAUCAAAUGGAUCGGGGACCCUUCAACAGAUUCAUCUUUCCAUUUCUGUUUUCACAGAUCUGAAGGUUUCAUAUUACUGUUAUUCCUCGUUCCUUCAAUUUGACAUUAUCUGCAAAACCGAACUCAGAGAAAACUGUUCGAUUACAAUGGUAAUACCAAAAUGUAUAUAAGACUAGAAGUUUAGUGUCCUCUCCUUCUUUCUGCAACUCUAUAUCCUUUGUUCAUAUAUAUCAUCAAAGUACGCGGGCCGUUCUUAUUCAAAUCCAGUUUCGAGUCAUAUCUUAGAAUUUUACAUAUCGUAUCAUCAUGCAAUUCCAGUCUGUUUCCUCUCUUUUCGCUAUUGUCGCUCUUUUCUCCGCUAUGGCUGCUGCUGCUCCUGCUACCAAGAGAAAGCAUGAAUACUCUGGUGUCGCUACAUGGUACUCCCCCAAGCACAAUGGUGGUACUAAAGCCGCUUGUUAUGGUGAGCACAUUGAUGACGAUUCUAACAUCGUCGCUCUUAAUGCUCCUCAAUAUGGUGAUUUGGGUAGUAACUCUGACUGGUGUGGUAAGAAGAUUGAAAUCGAAGGUCCCAAUGGUAAAGCACGUGCUUCCAUCCUUGAUGCCUGCCCUGAAUGUGAUGAUGGCUCACUUGACCUCACCCCAGCUUUGUUUACCAAAGUUGUUGGCGAUAAGGAUAUUGGUCAAGGUGAUAUCACUUGGAGAGUUCUUUAAAUGGAUUGAUUUCAUUUAAAUCAGACAUAUAUUCAUGUAUUUUUUUUUUAUUUAAAUACCACUUUUUAAAUUAUUCUUCCAGUACUUGAUGCUGAAUAAACAAAAUCCAACUUAUUGCUGGUCCAAUCCAUACAUAACCUCUUUGUUUUUUUUUUCGCUUAUUGUUGGGUUGUGUUUAUUUGAGCAUCAAGACAUCAUGAGUUUGCGUCUUUGAACAAAAUCGAAAUUAAACAAGUUAAAGAUAGUUCUUACCGGUUAACUAACUGGAUACUAUUUAAAAUUUGGACGAUACAUUAGAUCAGUUGUGCAAAUAAUACCAGUUUACAUGAUAAAAUGAAAUGAUUAACUAAGUGA
Molecule: messenger RNA, 1227 nt
Organism: Mycotypha africana
Lineage: Eukaryota; Fungi; Mucoromycota; Mucoromycetes; Mucorales; Mycotyphaceae
Exons: 1
Coding region: 466-873 (135 amino acids)
Source: RefSeq, a predicted model, not a curated record